UAUUCAUCGAUGUGUCCGAUGUAAACAACAAUAACAACAACAGACAAACAAACCAACGAAAAAAUUUUUCAAUUUUAAUUAAUUUAAUAAAUUUGAAUCAUAAAUCAUGUCAGAAUCUACAAAUGAAUCCAGUGAAAUUGAUCCGAAGGAAAAAAGCAUUGAUAAUAAUGAUGACGAAAAAAGUAUAAUUGAUCAAUCAAAAUCAAAUGAUGCUAAUGAUGAUGCUGUUGUUGUCGCGGAUGUUGUUCCAGAAUCACCAUCACCUUCAUCAUCAUCAUCGUUUGGUGGAUGGUUUUCCAAUAUCGUUCAACAGGCUAAACAAACCGUUAGCAAGACAACAAUGGAAUCAAUAAGACGAGAUCUAAGUGAAUUGAAAGAUGCCGUACAAAAUGAUACAACCAAUAUGGUUUAUUCAACAGCAUCAUUAGUUAAAAAUACAUUCAAUGAAAUUGGUAAUACUGUUACCGAAAUCGGUAGUAUGGGAACAAAUUUAACCGAUGAAGAAGGUCUUGAUAAACAAGAAGAAAAACCUUAUGAUGAUGAAUCGAUAAAAACUGACGAUGAUGAUAAUUCAUUUAAAUCAAGAGGAUUAUCAUUCGAUAUGAAAAAUAUAAAUUUAUGGACCAAUAAAUUAACCGAUACGGCCAAAACAACAAUAAAUUUAAUGAAAGAUACAUUUGUUGAUACAAUAUUCACCAAUGAAUAUUCUAUUGAUGAAUUAAAUGAUGAACCAUAUGUAGUGGUUGAUGGUGAAAUUAUUAAGAUAGAGAAUUGGUUAGAACAUUUACGAAAAUUACAAUCAGAUCCAAAUACAUAUUGUCGUGAACCUGUUGGACCACCUGAUAAUUUUGAACAAUGGUUAGCUCGAUUUAAUCUUAACAAUCAUCAAAAACAAAUGGAAUAUCUUUUAAUGAAUAUAACGGAUAUUUCGAAAUAUUAUGAUGAAUUCGUGCCGGAUAAAUUAUCCGAAGAAGAAUUUUGGAAUCGAUAUUUUUAUAAUGUUUAUCAAUUACGUCAACAUUUAGCUAAUGAACAAAUUCAAAAACAACAACAACAAUGUUUGGAUAAAACAAAUGAUGAAAAACCAACAAAAACAACAACAACAUCGACAUCAAUAUCACCAUCAGAAACAGAUGAAUGGGAAAAAAUGAACAAUAACAGCAGUAGUAGCCAUCGUGGUUCAUCCGGGUCAAAUAGCCAAAAAGAAAUUCCUAGCAGUAAAUGUUCAAGCGAUGAUGGUGAUGAUGAUCGUAAUGAAUGGGUUAAAAUGUGAUCUGAUUUCAGACGAUUUUCAAUUAAUUCUUUCGUUAACCUUUUUUCUUUGGUAAACAUUUUUGUUGUUGUUCGUUUGGUGUAAAUUUUUUUGUAACUCUACCUGA
Molecule: messenger RNA, 1379 nt
Organism: Dermatophagoides pteronyssinus (European house dust mite)
Lineage: Eukaryota; Metazoa; Arthropoda; Arachnida; Sarcoptiformes; Pyroglyphidae
Cellular component (GO): cytoplasm
Source: RefSeq, a predicted model, not a curated record